AUGGGGUAGCAGUGCCAGCUUACAUUUUGGUGUCCUUUUGAGGCUCAUUUCCUAAACAAAACUCUCUCUCUCUCUCUCUCUAUAUAUAUAUAUGAAUAAGACGGAGGCUGCGAGUAGAGGGCGUGAGCAUGGGGCGUAGUAAUUUGAAGAACGUGAGCAUAGCGGUGUUGGCUCCUCUACCUUCUCUGCUUUUCUAUCUCUGCUUCCUUGGCCAUUACCAUCAGUCCGAUCAUCACCAUGAUGUUAUCUGGGCUUGGAGCUACCGGCACCCUUUCCUUCUAGCCAACCUCCUCUUCUUCCUCAACGUCAAUCUCCUCUUCUGGCUUAUUGGUCUCCUCCAGUCCAGCCACUGGCUGAUAGAUGUUUACUGGACCAUCAUACCAGUGAUGCUUGUACAUUACUACGCAACGCACCCUCUGCCGGCGUCCGGCAACUUUGACCACCCUUGGAGGUCGAGGAUUGUGAUACUCUUAACCUGGCUAUGGAGCAUCAGGCUCACGCACAACUAUUUCCGCCGAGAACGGUGGCAGUGGGGCGCCAGGGAGGACUGGAGAUUUUCCGACAUGCGCCAAGAGUACGGAAAAAAUUGGUGGUGGGUUUCCUUCUUCUCCGUCUACCUCUCCCAGCAGGUGUUUCUGAUGGGAGUAUGUCUGCCCUUUUACUUCAUCCAUUCAGUUGACAAACCGUGGAAUUUCUGGGAUUCCGUAGCCGUAAUCGUCUGCAUUACGGGCAUACUCGUCGCCUACUUUGCCGACACCCAGCUACACGAAUUCGUGAGGAGAAACGAGAAGCUGAAGGAAGCUGGCAAGGCCGUGGUGCCGAAUCUUGACAAGGGCCUGUGGUGCUACUCUCGCCAUCCAAACUACUUCGGCGAGCAGCUGUGGUGGUGGGGACUGGUCAUCUUUGCUUGGAAUCUUGGAUAUGGAUGGACCUUUCUGGGUUCACUGAUCAAUACUAUGUGCUUGGCAUAUGUCACCAUUCUUGUGGAAAGAAGGAUGCUGCAAAGAGAUUACAGAGCUGAAGCCUACAGGGUGUACCAGGAGACCACCUCUAUGUGGAUACCUUGGUUCAAGUCCAACCCAAAGGGAGGAAAAGAUAAGACCACCUGAUCAUGCGAUUAGUCUUCCCUGUUUGCACUUAAUUUUCCAAUAAUUACACGUGGCUGGGUAAUGUUUCAUGUUGUGUUCCUAUCUUAAAGUAUUUGCUUUUCUUUGUGCACCUUGUAGUCGCUUCCAGGAAGAGAGGAUGCUAUUGGGAUUUAGUUGAAUAAUUUGUUACCUGAAA
Messenger RNA from Diospyros lotus (date-plum), 1284 nucleotides. RefSeq lists its product as uncharacterized. Gene Ontology annotation, molecular function: oxidoreductase activity, acting on the CH-CH group of donors. NCBI's taxonomy places the organism in Eukaryota, Viridiplantae, Streptophyta, Magnoliopsida, Ericales, Ebenaceae. Gene Ontology annotation, biological process: lipid metabolic process. Bases 129 to 1109 code for a protein of 326 amino acids. Gene Ontology annotation, cellular component: membrane. The transcript has 3 exons. The record is from RefSeq and is a predicted model, not a curated record.